UCUUGUCUUACCCUUGUCCUCGACGGUCGUUCCCAAGUCGUUCCUCAACCUGUUCGAAUCCGACCAUGGACUUCAAAUUUGGUGGAAAAUACAUCCUGGAGCAGGAAAUCGCGAACGGUGGAUGCGGGACUGUCUUCUUGGGGACACAUCACAUCGCCAACAAGCAGGUCGCAAUCAAGCUAGAGCCGGUUCAAAUAUGUCCGCAAGCUAAAUCAUCAUUUAAUCAAUCUUUGAAACGUUCCAAGUCACAACCAGAUUUGAAGCGGCACAGGCAGCGUCCUCAUCCUCUCCACCCUAAUGGCUAUCCCGGCCCUUCGCCUCUCACCACAGAAUCACAAAUCUACAAACGUCUCAUGGGUGGCCCAGGUGUUCCGUUUCUCAUGUAUUCAGGAAAACAGGGACCUUACAACGUCAUGGUCAUCGACUUGAUGGGUCCCAGUCUAGAAGACCUUUUCAAGAUGUGCAACCGAAACUUCUCGCUGAAAACCGUUCUACUACUCGCUGAUCAAUGUCUGUCGCGGAUCAAGUACAUUCAUUCACAUUCUCUCUUGCACCGCGACAUCAAACCUGCCAACUUUGUCAUGGGUCGUGAAUCCUCAGUACCCAUUCCUGAUUCCCUUCCUUCAGAGUCGACAGUCAACAUCAUUGACUUCGGCCUCGCAAAGAAAUACCGCGAUCCCGUGACUGGGGACCAUACUCCCUAUCAUCAGAACGAGCACGGUCUGCACGGUGUGGGAACAAGCUUGUUUGCAAGUCUGAAUACACAUCUAGGCAUAGAAUCUUCACGACGAGAUGAUCUUGAAUCCCUUGCUUACAUGUUCAUUUAUUUCCUACGCGGCACGUUACCCUGGCGGAAAUUGAGGGGACCAACUCAUCCUCCCCCAGGAAUUGAUCCUGCGACUUACAAUCCAACCACUUACACCUGGAAUCUCAUAAGAGAUUCUAAACUUGCUAUAGAAGCGGAAGACAGCUUAUGCAAGGGACUUCCAGAAGAAUUCACCGUGUUCUACAAGUACACCCGCAGCCUAUCGUUCACGGACCUUCCUGACUAUGACGGCCUUCGUGCUCUCUUCCGUGGACUGGCUGAGCGUGCCGGCAUAGAAUAUGACGGCGUGUUCGAUUGGACCCUAUCAGAUCCUUCUGAAACGUCGCAUCGUUCCCAUAAGCAUAGUUCAAGGAGAAGUAGCCCCUCAGAGUCCCAUGCACCGGUGGGCGGUGGCCGUUUCUGCGAGGCUUGUAAUAAAAGGGCAGCAGAGAAGGAGAUGAUCGAACAAGUUGGAAGCUUGAAGAGGAGGCGAUAGCUGCCGUUCGAUAAGGGGGCGAUGAGAGAGAGAGUUAUGUGUAUGAGUUAUGUAUUUGGGCCGUCGCGAUUUGCUAUCUUCUUCCAGCCAUGCCGGCGGUAGUCGUCUCAGGGUGAGUCCCCGACAGACCUUCUAUUCUUCUGUUCCAUGUUCUGAACAGUUAAAUGAUUCA
Marasmius oreades (fairy-ring Marasmius) is the source of this 1473-nucleotide messenger RNA. RefSeq lists its product as uncharacterized. Gene Ontology annotation, molecular function: protein serine/threonine kinase activity; ATP binding. The transcript has 7 exons. Bases 66 to 1301 code for a protein of 411 amino acids. Gene Ontology annotation, biological process: endocytosis; peptidyl-serine phosphorylation; signal transduction. The record is from RefSeq and is a predicted model, not a curated record. Gene Ontology annotation, cellular component: cytoplasm; nucleus. NCBI's taxonomy places the organism in Eukaryota, Fungi, Basidiomycota, Agaricomycetes, Agaricales, Marasmiaceae.